AUGGUAAACAUUGAUGUCGACCAGAUCACUCAAGAUGAGAAGCAAUUGGACAUUUCUGUCAAAAGAUCCACCUGCAUUUAUCAGUAUCAGUAUCAGGGUAUAGCAUGGGAUGCAGCAGCUAGUGUGGUCAAUCAACAUAAAAAAACCGGUCGAUUCAUGGUUCCCAAAAAGGUGUUAGAGGCCAGGAGUCGGCGUGGAAUGAUUGAAAGUGUUGUGCUCUUCCAAGAAGCCUGGUGUGGUCCAAAGGUAGGCGACGGCAACAACUUAGACGAUAUUUGCGAAUCAAUGUGUCCUCUCUAUCAUGGGGGAUCUGAAGCUCUCUACGAAAUCCGAUACGAUGGAAAUAAGAUCAGGGCUUCAAAAAUUGAAGAUGUUCAGAGAGUCCUCAAAUACGUCAAUCUUUAA
This is a messenger RNA of Angiostrongylus costaricensis, 405 nucleotides long. Lineage: Eukaryota; Metazoa; Nematoda; Chromadorea; Rhabditida; Metastrongylidae. The record is from the annotation of a GenBank genome assembly.